AUGGUCAUUCGACCCCCUCCUCAUCAUCUUGAUUCAAACAUUGGUGGCCCACAAAUGGUCAUUCCACCACCUCCACCCUACAAAUUUCCACAAUCGGACGUCGGCGGGCCUCAAAUGGUCAUUCCACCCCCUCCACCACACCAUCAUCUUGAUUUGGACAUUGGUGGCCCUCAAAUGGUCAUCCCACCAUCUCCACCGCACAAACAUCCACAACCUGAUGUCGGCGGCCCUCAAAUGGUUAUCCCACCUCCUCCACCGGACAAACUUCCACAAUCCAAUGUUGGCGGGCCUCAAAUGGUCAUUCCACCCCCUCCACCACACCAUCAUCUUGAUUCUGAUGUUGGCGGCCCUCAAAUGGUUGUUCCCCCUCCUCCACCACAUCACAUUCGCCUUUAG
Cucumis melo (muskmelon) is the source of this 396-nucleotide messenger RNA. Its product is annotated as protein TRACHEARY ELEMENT DIFFERENTIATION-RELATED 7A-like. The transcript has a single exon. Bases 1 to 396 code for a protein of 131 amino acids. The record is from RefSeq and is a predicted model, not a curated record. NCBI's taxonomy places the organism in Eukaryota, Viridiplantae, Streptophyta, Magnoliopsida, Cucurbitales, Cucurbitaceae.